UCCCCCCGGCCGUACACUUCCGUUUGCGAGCGGGAAGGCGGUGGCGGCGGCUGCCUGAGUCCCCGGGCGAGUUCAUACUUGCAGGUUUUCAAGAUGUCUGGCCAGAGAAAAUGCCCUGAUUGUGGCUCCUCUGAAAUUGUGGAGGAUGCACAUUAUGCUCAGAACCAACUGGUGUGUGCUGACUGUGGGUUUAUCCUCACCGAGGGGCUCUUGACAACCACUUUCCAAGAUGAAGAACAUUUACAAGAAGUGACGUAUUCACGGAGUACCGGCCAGAAUGAGCAGCUGAGCCGCUGUAAGCUACGAGGGAUCAAGCGUGUCCAGGAUCUCUGCAAAGUCCUCUAUCUCCCAGCUGUGUUUGAAGAGACAGCCCUGUCCUAUUUCCAGCGAGCAAUUGAACACCCCUCCUUCCACUUAGUCAGCUUGGAGAAGAAGGAGAUUCUGGUAGGCUGCUGUGUCUUUGUGACCUGCCGGCAGCACAACUGGCCCCUGACCAUGGGUACUAUCUGCUCUCUGCUCUACGCAGACAAGGAGUUGUUUGCCAGCGUCUAUCUAUGCGUCCUGAAAGAGCUUGAACUGGAUGUGCCAGCCCUGAGCCUGACGGAUCUGGUGAAAACACACCUUAACAGUUUCAAGCUGUUCCAGAGUUCAGCCAGCGUCCCUGCUAAAUUUGCUGAGGACAAGGAAAAGAUGGUUGCCCGAACAAUCCAGAUUGUGGAGCUAGCCAGUGAGACGUGGCUGGUGACAGGCCGGCAUCCCAUUCCCAUUGUCACUGCUGCGGCCUACCUUGCGUGGCAGUCACUGCAACCUGUGGGGCGCCUGACAUGCACCUUCCCUCACUUCUGUAAGCUGGCAGGCACAGACCUACCCCCACCGGCCCACCUGAGGCUGAAGGAGCUUAACGACAUCCUCCUGAGAAUGGCCUCCCAGCUGGCCUGGCUGCGCGUGCUCAACGUGGACAAAAAGACUGUGGUCAAACACAUCGGGGACCUGCUCCAGCACCGACACUUCCUGCUGAGAAGCUCCUUUAGCUCAGGAGACACUGAGGAUCAAAGUGCCACACCAGCAGGCAAUGGCUCUGAGAGUUCACCGCAAGCUGCAGGGUGCUCGGCCCAAGCUGAGGGCUGCCAGCCUGGGGGCAAACAGAAAUGCAGCAGUGUACGGAGGCCUUUGCUGCCACCAUGCCUUAUAAACCCCAGGAAGAGACUUCGAACAGCAGCCCUGAGCCCUUCGGACCAGGCUAUCACUGGAGACGAGGCCAUUUCGGACAGCGAAAUAGAGCAAUAUCUGCGGAGCCAGGAGGAGAUGCAGGAGUUCAGAAAGGCCCAGGCCUGGCACUGAACUGAGCUCCCAAGAGCAACAUGGACAAAGGCACUAAGAACUAGCCACCUGAAGCAAAGGUAUGAAUUCUACAGCACAGCUGUCUGUGGCACUGCUAGCGGACGUGCGUCCCACUGGAGAAAUAGGAUAAUGGGGCCUCUUAAGCAUUGCAUGCUAUGGGGAGGAGUUGUAAGUAAAUGACAAUGUGCUCUCCUAGUUCUGCUGGGCCAGAAAAUUAAAAUACCAGAAUGACUUCCUAACUGAGACUUUCCUAGGGAAACUGUUUUUAGUGUGUUAGAAAUAAUCAUCACAGUGACCAGAAAUGCCUUCAGGAUGUUCUCUUACCAAUUUACAGUUAGUCAUUUUGUUGAAAUCCAGAUGUCCUGGUGCAGCCCUUACAAGUGAGUUUAACUUGUCUAUGUACUGAUCAAAGGUGGUGGCAGUAGCAUGGGUAAGUAAUUCUAUUGUGACUGUCAAUAGAAACAUUUAGAUUUCUUGCUGUUGUAUCUGGGCAUGACAGUUCCAGCUUGGCAAAAAGGCUGUUGAUCUGUGUGGUUUUGGUUACGACUAAUUGCUUUGCAUUUCCUGUCCUAAAUUGUAGGAUUAUUUGGAUGAGGAGGGCCCUUGAAUAGGUCAGCCAGUUCAUUUCUCAGGGCUGCUCCGUGGCGCACAAGCCUUCUAUUAAUUAUAGAGCAAUAUCAGGGUUAUGCAUUUAUCUUUGGCGAUAUGGAGGAGGAAAGAGUACUUUUUUCGUGUCUAAAACAGAGUAACACCUGGUGAAAACUCCGUGUUCCAAGCUUGCUGUUUGGCACGUGGUUCAUUUGAGUUCCUUUCCAUGAAAUGUGACCCUGCCAUGUUGUUUCACUAGAGCUCAACUGCAUUGUUUGUGAUUUAGUAGAACGUCCACUUUCAUUUGCUGUUAAGGGUUUUUUCAAAAUGUAGUGCCUGUUUCCCUUGGUGAGCAAUAUGAACGCCCUGUGUUUUAGACCAUGUGUGGGCAUCACGCUACAAGAUCUGUCUUGGGGCCACUACAGAUAGUGGGUGGGUUGGAUUGGAUAGGAUAAGAGAGACAUCCUUAAUAAUACUGUUGGGAAUCUAGCGUUGCCCUCUGCCUAGUAAGGAAAACAGUUCUGACCUUGGCUGUUAAAUGUAUUAUGUGAAGCUGCUGGAAUUUUGAAUCCUUUCUUUGUAUGAUUAUGGCACCAGUUGUUGAUAUCUAAGUACAGCCAAAUUCAAUAAAAGAAAUGACCUU
Gopherus flavomarginatus (Mexican gopher tortoise) is the source of this 2572-nucleotide messenger RNA. It is a transcript of the gene BRF2, whose product is annotated as BRF2 RNA polymerase III transcription initiation factor subunit. Bases 94 to 1341 code for a protein of 415 amino acids. Gene Ontology annotation, molecular function: RNA polymerase II general transcription initiation factor activity; TBP-class protein binding. Gene Ontology annotation, cellular component: nucleus; transcription preinitiation complex. Lineage: Eukaryota; Metazoa; Chordata; Testudines; Testudinidae. Gene Ontology annotation, biological process: transcription initiation at RNA polymerase II promoter; transcription preinitiation complex assembly. The record is from RefSeq and is a predicted model, not a curated record. The transcript is spliced from 5 exons.